AUGGCAUUAAAAAGAAUUUAAAAAGAAUUAUAAGAUUUAAGCAGAGAACCACCAAGUAAUUGUUCUGCAGGCCCAGUAGAAGGUUAGAAAGAUGCAUUCUAAUGGCAAGCAACAAUAAUGGGACCUGAAGAUUCACCUUAUUCUGGAGGUGUAUUCUUUUUGAAUAUACAUUUCCCAACUGAUUAUCCAUUUAAACCACCAAAAGUUACUUUUACAACAAGAAUAUAUCAUCCUAAUAUAAACUAAAAUGGAUCUAUUUGUUUAGAUAUUCUUAAAGAUUAGUGGUCUCCUGCUCUUACUAUAUCUAAAGUUUUACUUUCAAUUAGUUCUCUAUUAAAUGAUCCUAACCCUGAUGAUCCUUUAGUUCCUGAAAUCGCAUAAUUGUAUAAAACUGAUAAAUAAAGAUAUGAAGCAAAUGCAAGAGAGUGGACAAGAAAAUAUGCAAUGUGAUUUUUUUAUUUAUUUUUUGGAAGAUGAAUGAAAAUAUUAUAUAUGAUAACUUUGUUUUAUUUGCUUUUUUAAAGUAGUUAAAUCUAUAUUUAAAAAAUAUAAUAAGAAUAUUUCUUUCUUUCUU
Ichthyophthirius multifiliis is the source of this 574-nucleotide messenger RNA. Its product is annotated as ubiquitin-conjugating enzyme e2-16 kda, putative. The record is from RefSeq and is a predicted model, not a curated record. The transcript has 5 exons. Gene Ontology annotation, molecular function: ubiquitin conjugating enzyme activity. Gene Ontology annotation, cellular component: nucleus. Lineage: Eukaryota; Ciliophora; Oligohymenophorea; Hymenostomatida. Gene Ontology annotation, biological process: protein polyubiquitination.